AUGGCCUCCUUCGGAAAGUUCCGCUUCCUCACGCUCAUCAAGCCGGUGCUUCACAUCCUGCCCGAGGUUGCGCCGCCGGACCGCAAGAUCCCCUUCAAGGCGCGCCACAGCCUCGCCGCCCGCAGUCAUGCGUACGCUGGACAGCACGCGACCUGUGCGAGCUGGCGCGAAUUCUAG
Emiliania huxleyi CCMP1516 is the source of this 177-nucleotide messenger RNA. RefSeq lists its product as hypothetical. The transcript has 2 exons. The record is from RefSeq and is a predicted model, not a curated record. Bases 1 to 177 code for a protein of 58 amino acids. NCBI's taxonomy places the organism in Eukaryota, Haptophyta, Isochrysidales, Noelaerhabdaceae.